Melampsora larici-populina 98AG31 is the source of this 630-nucleotide messenger RNA. RefSeq lists its product as uncharacterized. The transcript has 4 exons. The coding region runs from base 1 to 630 and encodes 209 amino acids. NCBI's taxonomy places the organism in Eukaryota, Fungi, Basidiomycota, Pucciniomycetes, Pucciniales, Melampsoraceae. Gene Ontology annotation, biological process: maturation of SSU-rRNA. Gene Ontology annotation, molecular function: rRNA small subunit aminocarboxypropyltransferase activity. The record is from RefSeq and is a predicted model, not a curated record.
AUGUUGUCAUUGUAUGAAGCGGGACCAUCUACUACCGAACCAUCUCAGCAAGUCAAGCCUAUUGCGAUCGCGAUGUGGGAUUUUGAUCAUUGUGAUCCCCGAAAGUGCACGGGGAAGAAGUUGUCCCGUCUUGGUAUGAUAACUGAACUGAGGGUUGGUCAACGUUUUCGGGGUAUCGUUUUGAGCCCCGAAGGUACCACACCAGUGUCCCCCAUUGACCGCGAACUGAUUGACCAAUCUGGUAUUGCUGUGGUCGAAUGCUCAUGGGCUCGACUAUCCGAAAUCCCGUUCAACAAAAUUCGAUCAACUGGUGAUCGGACUUUACCCUACCUUAUCGCAGCGAAUCCAAUCAACUACGGUAAACCCUUCAAGCUGACAUGUGUAGAAGCUAUUGCUGGGAGUCUUGCAAUUGUUGGGUUUCAAGCUGAGGGGGAGAGACUAUUGGCCAAGUUCGGUUGGGGCGAUGGAUUUUGGGCUUUGAACAAAGGUUUAAUCGCAAAGUAUCGCGACUGUAAAGAUGGCGUUGAAGUAAAAUCGGCACAGGAAGACAUCUUGAAACAAAUUGAGACAGAGUCCAUAGAAAGACGUACGUUCGCUCCAUAUGGAGCGUCACAAGCUAUCUUGACCUGA